AUGAUAUCCUCAAUCAGAUUACAGAGCUUUGCUCGAUCCAUGAUUACCCGCCGAACGCUUGCCACGGCCGCCGGUAUUCCUCAGAAUCUUACCGAGAAAAUUGUACAGAAGUAUGCAGUUGGUCUGGCUCCAGGCAAGAAGGUCCAGUCUGGCGACUACGUUUCGGUCCAGCCCUCUCACUGCAUGACCCAUGAUAACUCGUGGCCCGUUGCCACCAAGUUUAUGGGAUUGGGUGCCACCCGUGUUAAGGACACUAACCAGGUUGUUUUGACCCUGGAUCACGACGUUCAAAACAAGAGCGAAAAGAAUCUUGAAAAGUACCGAAAUAUUGAGAACUUUGCUAAGAAGCAAGGCCUCGACUUUUACCCUGCCGGCAGAGGUAUCGGCCAUCAAAUCAUGGUUGAGGAAGGCUAUGCUUUCCCCUAUAACCUGACAGUUGCUUCUGAUUCACACUCUAACACUUAUGGUGGUGUUGGUUGCCUUGGUACCCCAAUUGUCCGCACGGACGCUGCGUCGGUCUGGGCUACUGGCCAGACUUGGUGGCAGGUCCCACCUGUGGCCAAGGUCGAACUCCAAGGUAAGCUGCCUGCUGGUGCUUCCGGUAAAGACGUUAUUGUUGCUUUGUGCGGCAUCUUUAACAAUGACGAGGUUCUGAAUCAUGCCAUUGAGUUUGUCGGUGAUGGUCUUGAGCACCUUUCUGUCGAUGAGCGUCUUACUAUCGCAAACAUGACAACUGAAUGGGGUGCCCUUAGUGGUCUUUUCCCUGUUGACAAUGUUCUUAUUAACUGGUACAAGAACCGGUUGUUGGUUCUCCCCCAGCCCCACCCCCGCGUUAACGCUGAGACUGUUGAGGCUUUCCAAAAGGCUCAAAUUCACGCUGAUGUUGAUGCCAAGUACGCUAAGAAGCUUACUCUCGACCUGAGCACAGUUUCUCCCAUUGUUUCUGGUCCUAACUCUGUCAAGGUUUCCACAUCUCUUGCUGAGCUUUCUGCUAAGAACAUCCCAAUUCAAAAGGCUUACCUUGUUUCGUGCACUAAUUCGAGACUUUCUGAUAUCGAGGCUGCAGCCAAGGUUAUUAAGGGUCGCAAGGUCGCUGAUGGCGUUGAAUUCUACGUUGGUGCUGCCUCCAGCGUUGUGCAAAAGGAUGCUGAGAAGAAUGGUGCAUGGAAGACUCUGUUAGAAGCUGGUGCCAUUCCUCUUCCCGCUGGCUGCGGACCCUGCAUUGGCCUUGGUGCUGGUCUUUUGAAGGAUGGUGAGGUUGGUAUUUCCGCCACUAACCGUAACUUCAAGGGUAGAAUGGGUUCCCGUGAUGCUCUUGCUUACCUUGCCUCUCCUGAGGUUGUCGCUGCUUCUGCUGUUCUCGGUAAAAUUGGUUUCCCCGAGGAGAUUGAUGGUAAAGCACCUGCUAAUGCUGGUGGCAUCAAGCACUCUAUCGAGUAUCCUGCUGCCGAUGCCUCUGCUGCUCCUGCCGAGGUUUCUGCUCCUGAAACUUCUUCUGGAAGCAUUCUUGAGGGUUUCCCCGAAGUUAUCGAAGGAGAGCUCGUUUUGUGUGAUGCAGACAACAUUAAUACUGAUGCCAUUUACCCGGGCAAGUAUACAUAUGAAGAUGAUGUUCCUAAAGAGAAGAUGGCCCAGGUGUGCAUGGAGAACUACGAUCCUGAUUUUGGUUCCAAGACCCAUGCUGGUGAUGUUAUCAUCAGUGGUUUCAACUUUGGCACAGGCUCGAGUCGUGAACAGGCCGCUACAUGCAUUUUGGCCCGUGGAAUCCAACUGGUUGUUGCUGGUUCCUUUGGUAACAUUUUUAGCAGAAACAGUAUCAAUAAUGCUCUGCUGACAUUGGAAAUUCCUGCUCUUAUUAACAUGCUUAGAGAGAAGUAUGGCGAGAACAAGGAUGUUACCCAGAGAACUGGUUGGUUCAUCAAGUGGGACGUUAAGAGCUCUACUGUGACUGUUACCGAUGGCCAGAAUGGACCAGUUGUUCUGACACAAAAAGUUGGUGAACUUGGCAAGAAUCUUCAAGAGAUUAUUGUUAAAGGUGGCCUUGAAGGUUGGGUUAAGGCUCAGCUGUAG
This is a messenger RNA of Magnusiomyces paraingens, 2070 nucleotides long. RefSeq lists its product as uncharacterized. Lineage: Eukaryota; Fungi; Ascomycota; Dipodascomycetes; Dipodascales; Dipodascaceae. The record is from RefSeq and is a predicted model, not a curated record. The transcript has a single exon. Gene Ontology annotation, biological process: L-lysine biosynthetic process. The coding region runs from base 1 to 2070 and encodes 689 amino acids. Gene Ontology annotation, molecular function: homoaconitate hydratase activity; 4 iron, 4 sulfur cluster binding.